CAACAGUACCAGCUCGCAGGUUUGACAGACGACACGGUAACCACAUACAGCUGAUCCUCGGUCUAACCUACGUACGUACGGGAGCUUGUUCUUCAACUACUACUAGAUCGCGAUCGCCAAGAGGAACGUUGGGGAUACAUGUACUACGGUACACCACAUUAAGUGAACAUGGGGGACGAACAAAACUCUCUGGACCACGAGUUCGCCAACUACACCACGUGCCACGGCGCGGCCCGGAUCGCCAACGCCAAGAACAAGCCCCACAUGGCGCUGUGGACUCUCAUCUUCCUGGCUGCGUUUGGGCUCUGCACCUGGCAGAUAGUGGACAGGUUCAACAACUAUUUCGCGUACCGUACUGGUACAGAGAUCAACGUGCAGCUGGAGAGCGAACUGACGUUUCCAGCGGUCACUAUCUGUGACUUUAACAGAAUCCGCGGUUCAGGUGUGACGGAGAACGACCUAGCGUAUCUGGGAGCCCUGUACCAGAUCGCCGCUUUGGUGAGCGAUCCGGUCGCUCUUCGCAACCUCAGCGAGAGCAUCGACUGGGACGCGUUCAACGCGUCGGCGGGGCUGGUGGAAGACUUUCCCGGGUUCGUGCGACGGAACGGCUUCGUACUGGACAACGUCACGCUUGCCGAGUGCUCAUGGCGGGGGAGCAGGUGUUACGCUGAAAAUUUCACCCACGUCUUCACGGAGUACGGAAACUGCUGGACCUUCAACAGUGAGAAGAACUCCCCGCUGAGGCAAACCUCACCCGGGGCGGGCAACGGACUCAAACUCAUCCUGGACAUACAGACGCAUGAGUACACGGAGGACCCCUUCAUCGGGAACCUGGAGUACGGCCUCGUAUUCCAAGUGCACGACCAGUACGAACCGCCCCGCCCGGAGUUAGUCGGUACUGCAGUCGCGCCUGGCAGCCACACCUACGCCAGUACCUUCCAGACACACGUCAAAAACCAGCAGGCGCCAUGGGGCCAGUGUGACCCGAGGAAAGACCAGAACUUUUUGAAGUACUUCGACAAGUACACCCUGGCUGGCUGCCUGCUAGAAUGCCGCGCAGAAAUUGUAGUCAGAGCCUGCAAUUGCAGACCUUUGUAUUAUCCAGGUGAUGUGGACUACUGCACAGCACUGGAGCUGACAACAUGCGCCCUGCCAACCUUAGCUACGUUUCUGAGCGAAACUAACGAGUUUGACUUCUGCGGCUGCACGGUGCCGUGUGAGUACACCUCCUACUCCUCACAAGUGUCGUACGCUGGCUACCCUUCACUCAAGGCUGCAGAGUUCUACGAAACAACUUUCAAUUAUAGCAGAGGGUACAUGAGUACGAACGUUGUCCUACUGGACGUGUACUACCACGAACUGAGGAGUACAUCAUGGGAACAGUUCAAGGCAGUUGAAGAGUCCGGACUGAUCAGUGACGUAGGAGGUCAGCUCGGGUUCUUCAUCGGUUGCAGUGUCAUCACCUUGUGGGAGUUCUUGGAAUAUCUGGCCCUGAAGUUUUCGGCAUUUUUCCUAUUUUCGAGCAAACCCUCCAGUAAAACGGCCACCAAGGAUGGCGUGAAGGUGGAUAACGCCAUGGUGUUUGAGAACACAGCGGCAGGAGAUGCAGAGAAAACAGAAAUCACCGAGCUGUCGACGAUACGAACAACGUCCAAUGGGGAAAAAUCAGCUGUACUUGAAAUGACAUGACCAGAAAAAUCUGUGACUGCUGUGCUUUGGAUACGAUAUGCUAUCUAGCUUUCAAUCAAAGACUUUUAUUUAGUUGCUGUAAUUUUGUACAGAUUUGAUAUAUAUACAUGUAUGAUGAAAAAAGAUUAUAAAGUAGACAUUCCCUCACAACUUGGGUCACAAAAAAAGCAUUCCACGAAAAAGUAUGUUGUUUAUUUUACCAUAAUGAUUGUGCUAGUGAUAUGUAGUACCGCUCUAUGCACUAUUACAUCGGUUUGUGGCAGCAUGUACGUUUGUACAAUAAGUCGUCUAACAGCUUCAAACGAAUACCCUACUUGACAUUAUGUGUGUUCCGAUCCUUUUAAUAAACUUCUCAAACACCCACUUCAUAAAUAGUAUACAUGCUAAUGUCAUUAUUCAUGUGUAUGAAAGAAGUGGCGAGAGUAAAGGUUAUUUUUGGUGAAAAGUGGGCAAAAUAAAAGUUUUGUAUUUUUGGUUUGAUAAGA
This is a messenger RNA of Branchiostoma belcheri (Belcher's lancelet), 2174 nucleotides long. RefSeq names its product acid-sensing ion channel 5-like. The coding region runs from base 169 to 1689 and encodes 506 amino acids. The transcript has 11 exons. Gene Ontology annotation, molecular function: ligand-gated sodium channel activity. Gene Ontology annotation, cellular component: membrane. NCBI's taxonomy places the organism in Eukaryota, Metazoa, Chordata, Leptocardii, Amphioxiformes, Branchiostomatidae. The record is from RefSeq and is a predicted model, not a curated record. Gene Ontology annotation, biological process: sodium ion transmembrane transport.